Messenger RNA from Centropristis striata (black sea bass), 1873 nucleotides. RefSeq names its product V-set and immunoglobulin domain containing 10 (gene vsig10). Gene Ontology annotation, biological process: cell-cell adhesion. Lineage: Eukaryota; Metazoa; Chordata; Actinopteri; Perciformes; Serranidae. Gene Ontology annotation, cellular component: cell-cell junction. The coding region runs from base 39 to 1637 and encodes 532 amino acids. The transcript has 10 exons. The record is from RefSeq and is a predicted model, not a curated record. Gene Ontology annotation, molecular function: cell adhesion molecule binding.
UUUUUUCUGACGGCAAUGUAGCCAUUUGGAGAGUUACCAUGAAGAUAGUGACGCUUCUACUGUUGUGUUUAUGUGCGACAGCUGUAGUUUCGGGCGGUGACGCCACCGAAACGGCGCUGACAGCCGCACCGGGCGACAUCGCGCUGCUUCCGUGUUACUCCGCCGGUAACGUGACACCGACUGUAACGACGUGGAUGAAAAAUGGACGAGAGGUCGUUAGAGGUGGCGAGGCUGCACCGGGGCCUCCUGCUCCAGCCGCCGGGCAGCGCCUCACGUUAACGCGGGACGGGAGCCUGAACAUCAACAGGGUGACACCUGGAGAUGAGGGCACCUACCUGUGCAGCUCCACGCUGCCGGGCAACAACACCUUUCAUGCACGUGCAGUGCUGCAAGUAGCCAGCGGUCCUGAUAAUGUAUCGGCGUCCGUGGGUCCGGCCACCGCCCUCGCCAACGGGACGCUCAUCGUGGUCCGGGGUUCCAGCGUGUCCUUUAACUGCUCCGGCUCCUCCUACCCCUCCCAGAACCUGACCUGGGCCUUCAGGGGAGCUUCGUCCAGCAACGAGUCUCUGGCGUCCUCCUCCGGCUCCUCGCUGCUGUUCACCUUAGAAGAGGUCCAGCCGAGCGCUCAGGGAGUUUACAGCUGCAGCGCCACCAACCCCGUCUCCAACCAGACGGUCAGCAAGAGCCAACAGCUGCUGGUCUACUACGUCCCAAACCAUCACCCUGAGUGUGUGUGGGCCCUAGCAGAGGACCCGUCCCACGUCCAGUUCAGCUGCAGCUGGUUGGGAGCGUACCCCGAGCCCACGCUGCGCUGGGGGGAGGACGAGGCCGACCCCGCACCUCGCUGGACGGGACACGUUUCAGCCGUGUCGGAGAGUCUGGGGGUGACGCUGAACCGCUCGCUGCUGUUCGACGGGCAGACGGUGAAGUGUGCGGCCAGGCACCAGGCGCUCGGUCCGGGGAAAGAGAAGUCCUGUUCCUUUACUCUCAAGUCUCCGUACCCUGAAGGCGACCCCCUGGUGACGGCUCUGGAGGCGACCAGCGUCACGCUGAGCUGCAGCGAGCUCAUGUCCGUCCCUACUGCUAACACCACGUGGAGGAGAGGGCUGCAGCAGGAGCUGAUAGUUCCCGGCUCCAAGUACGUCCUGACUGAGGAACCAGGCGUCUUUAAGCUGACCAUUCACAACGUCAGUAAGGACGACGAGGGCGUCUACUUCUGCCGCAGCGAGAACCCGCUCGCCGUCCGCGAGCUGGAAGUCUACCUCACUGUGAAGAAGUCCGCCACCUACACAGGAGCCAUCAUCGGCGUCUUUAUCGCCGUGCUCAUCGUGGGAUCGGCCGCAAUCGUAGCUAAAACCGUUUACUCCAGCCGACACAGGAUCUGCCUCGGAGAUGGCUUUGGGCCAAUGGAGGACAGAGGAGACGUGCUGAGUCUGGUGGAGUCAGACGACGAGCAGAUCUUCCAAGACACCGUCCCCCGGCUGCCUCCUGUAACCAACGGAAACCACACGACGCUCGUACAGAUACAUCGAAUCCCCUCGAGUGAUCAUGAGGAUAUAGAAACCACGGACACCAGCCCUCAGCAGCAGGAAGACACCGUUCAGACAGAAGAGCCAGCGGAUCUUGUAACAUUUUAGGUGUUGGGUGUUUUUAGAUUAUUUUUAGGUGAAUUUGCUGAAUUUACUCCCAGUGACAAUGUGAACAGAAUCGGUGGAAGAUGCAUGUAAGAAAAAAUUAUUAAUUUGAUAUUUUUUUAAAAACAGGGUAUUGAAUUUUUUUGUAAGCUUAUUUCUAAGAUUGAUUUCUUUGUACAGUGUUUUGAAUAUGUUGCUCUGAUGUUGAGAUUCCUGCAGUAAAUUAAGCUCUUUAAAAA